Molecule: messenger RNA, 2321 nt
Organism: Castor canadensis (American beaver)
Lineage: Eukaryota; Metazoa; Chordata; Mammalia; Rodentia; Castoridae
Gene: Eif2a
Product: eukaryotic translation initiation factor 2A
Biological process (GO): translational initiation
Cellular component (GO): cytosolic small ribosomal subunit
Molecular function (GO): mRNA binding; translation initiation factor activity; tRNA binding
Source: RefSeq, a predicted model, not a curated record
AGCCUCGAACUACUUAGGGCUCGGUUGCCAACGUCAGCACUGGGAGGGCUCCGCCCCGCGGAAGUGCGGACCCCGCCCGCGGGAGGUCGGGAGCUGCCGCCUGCGCGCCCGCUCUGUCCAGCGCAGCCUCGGAACUGCGCGUGCGCGCCGCGCGACCGGAAGUGAGUCGGCCCCGAGGCCCGUGACCCCCGGAAGCAGUUCCUCGCGGUCUCCACGCCUGAGGAGACGUGUAGGGGCCGGGUUCGGCUCUCGUUGAACUCUCACCCGGAGCGCAGGGGUUUCUUCUUCCGGGACAAGAUGGCGCCGUCCACGCCGCUGUUGACAGUCCGUGGCUCUGAAGGACUGUACAUGGUGAAUGGACCACCGCAUUUUACUGAAAGCACAAUAUUUCCAAGAGAAUCUGGAAAAAAUUGCAAAGUCUAUACCUUUAGUAAGGAUGGGACCUUGUUUGCCUGGGGCAAUGGAGAAAAAGUCAGUAUCAUCAGUGUCACUGACAAGGGACUCCUGCACUCCUUCGACCUCCCAAAGGCAGUUUGCCUGGAAUUCUCACCAAAAAACACUGUCCUGGCCACAUGGCAGCCUUAUACAACUUCUAAAGACGGCACGGCUGGGACGCCCAACUUGCAGCUCUACGAUGUGAAAACUGGGAUGUGUUUGAAAUCUUUCAUACAGAAAAAAAUGCAGAAUUGGUGUCCAUCCUGGUCAGACGACGAAAUCAUUUGUGCCCGAAAUGUUAACAACGAAGUUCACUUCUUUGAAAACAACAAUUUUAACACAAUUGCAAAUAAAUUACAUUUGCAAAAAAUUAAUGAUUUUGUUUUAUCACCUGGACCCCAGCCAUACAAGGUGGCUGUCUAUGUUCCAGGAAGUAAAGGUGCACCUUCGUUUGUUAGAUUGUAUCAGUACCCCAACUUUGCUGGACCUCAUGCCGCCCUAGCCAAUAAAAGUUUCUUUAAAGCUGAUAAAGUUACCAUGCUUUGGAAUAAAAAAGCUACUGCUGUGCUGGUAAUAGCUAGCACAGAAGUCGACAAGACAGGAGCUUCCUACUAUGGAGAGCAAACCCUGCACUACAUCGCCACAAACGGAGAGAGUGCCGUGGUACAGCUGCCAAAAAAUGGCCCCAUUUAUGAUGUAGUCUGGAACUCCAGUUCCACUGAGUUUUGUGCUGUUUAUGGUUUUAUGCCUGCCAAAGCGACGAUUUUCAACUUGAAGUGUGAUCCUGUGUUUGACUUUGGAACCGGGCCUCGCAACGCAGCCUUCUACAGCCCCCAGGGGCAGAUCUUGGUCCUGGCUGGAUUCGGCAACCUGCGGGGACAGAUGGAAGUGUGGGAUGUCAGGAACUACAAACUCAUCUCCAAGCCCGUGGCUUCCGAUUCCACACACUUCGCCUGGUGCCCGGAUGGUGAGCACAUCCUGACAGCCACGUGUGCUCCCCGACUGCGGGUCAACAAUGGCUACAAGAUUUGGCACUACACAGGCUCCAUCUUGCACAAGUACGAUGUGCCAUCAAAUGGAGAAUUGUGGCAGGUUUCUUGGCAGCCGUUUUUGGAAGGAAUAUUUCCAGCAAAAGCAAUAACCUACCAAGCUGUCCCCAGUGAAGUCCCCAGUGAGGAACCCAAAGCUGCAACAGCGUACAGACCCCCUGCUUUGAGAAAUAAGCCUGUGACCAACUCCAAGCUCCAUGAAGAGGAACCACCCCAGAAUAUGAAACCACAUCCAGGGAACGAUAAACCGUUAUCCAAAACAGCCCUUAAAAAUCAAAGGAAGCAUGAAGCAAAGAAAGCUGCGAAGCAGGGAGCAAGGAGUGACACGAGUCCACAUUUGGCACCUACUCCUGCCCCACAGAGCACACCACGCAACCCUGUCAUCCCGUCAACUUCUGGUGACCCUGAAGUAGACAAAAAAAUUAAGAACCUAAAGAAGAAACUGAAGGCCAUUGAGCAGCUGAAGGAACAAGCCACAGCUGGGAAACAGCUGGAGAAAAACCAGUUGGAGAAAAUUCAAAAAGAGACAGCCCUUCUCCAGGAGCUGGAAGAUUUGGAGCUGGGUAUUUGAACAUUCCCAGAAAGCCAGCUGGUCACCAGAAAGAAAUCAGUGCGAACACCUCUUCCUGUGAGCCUUGCAGGGGUGUUCAUGGAACAUCCACGCACCCUCGUUUAAUUUGCCCAGGAUUCUGCACAUGUGGAGUUAUUUAAUUAUGUCUAUUAAACUGACAUUUACACCUCCUCCUGUAUCACGUCAGUAUGUCACAACGAAAAGGGUUCAUGAAUUUUUCAGCUAAGCUUGUUUAGUAGGGACAGUAUUUACUUUAUAAAUGAAUA